UUAAAAAACUUCCGUGCAUUAAUAUUAAAACUUUUGAUGGCCAGAGUGUGAUGGACUAUCACCCAUUUAUAAAUAUGUUCAAAGCUGUCAUUGAUAUGGAUGCAAAAUUGAGCUCCUGCGAAAAACUGUACUAUUUACGGUCGUUUUUGGCAGGAGGAGCUUUAGAUUUGAUAAAGCAUUUAAUGCUUACAAAUGGAAACUAUGAGGUAGCCUUAAAACUCAUUGACGAUAGGUACAACAACAUACCAAAAAUUAUAAAUUUUCAUGUCAACAGUAUUAUUGACAUGCCAGUUUUGACAAAAUGUACAGCUUCUGGGCUGCGUUCCAUAGUGUCAACUGUAAAUAUGCAUCUUGCAGCAUUAAGAAACUUGAAUGAAAAAGUUGAGUUCUGGGAUACUAUAUUGGUCAAUAUAUUGUCUAGGAAGAUUGAUUCCUACACUUAUCGUGGAUUUCAUCUUGAGCGUGAUAUGAAAGAGGUUCCUAACUUGUGUGAAUUGCUUACUUUCCUAGAAAAAAGAGCAAUUGCGUUGGAAGCCACAAUGACGGAAGAGCCGAAGAAGCCGGUGAAAUCUGUUGUGAGUGCAGCAGCUGCCACUGGAGUCUCAUGCGUUCCAGUAUGUGUGCCGGCAGCUGACAUCUGUGGGUCCAUAUUUGGUGAAGACGAGGUUCGGUCAUAUUGUAGGCGGGGCGCUGCCCUUCCCUGCUGGCAAGAAGUCUAUAAGUAACUAUUGUGUUACAUCUAAAGGUAAUCCUAUUGAUUUUAAUGUAGCUAGGGAUGAUUUCCAGCCACCUUUCCCAUGUGUUAA
Cydia amplana is the source of this 806-nucleotide messenger RNA. RefSeq lists its product as uncharacterized. Bases 51 to 725 code for a protein of 224 amino acids. The transcript is spliced from 2 exons. The record is from RefSeq and is a predicted model, not a curated record. Lineage: Eukaryota; Metazoa; Arthropoda; Insecta; Lepidoptera; Tortricidae.